UUGAGAAUGGAGCCAGGGCCGGCUUAGGGCAUGGGGCAAGGGGGCGUGGGCCCCAGGGCCCAAACAGUUUUUAACAAAAAUAGUAUGAAAGAGGGGUCCAAUUUUUUAAAAAAUAACUAGGGACAGGGGCCCAAAAUUUUUAAAUUAUUCAUAUAUACAUGUAAAAAAAAAAUUUUGCCCAAGGGCCCACUAUUAUCUUGAGCCGGCCCUGAAUGGAGCUUGCAGAGAUUGGAAAAAGCAUGGGGUCGAGUUUCAGGAGCAGCUCCUCAAGAAACGAGGAUGAGGCAGAGCAUGCUCUGCAGUGGGCUGAGAUCCAAAGAUUACCUAGUUUCAAACAACUGAGAUCAUCUCUGGUCGAUGAAGAAGGGGAUGAUGUGGAGAAAGGGAAAAGGGUCGUUGAUGUCACCAAGCUUGGAGCCAUGGAACGUCGUCUGAUGAUUGAGAAGCUGAUCAAACACAUUGAGAAUGACAAUCUCAAGCUGCUCAAGAAAAUUAGAAGAAGAAUAGACAGGGUUGGUGUGGAGCUUCCAAGCAUAGAGGUGAGGUAUAAGCAUCUAAGUGUUGAAGCAGAAUGUGAGGUCGUUGAAGGGAAGGCGCUUCCAACUUUAUGGAAUUCUUUGAAGCACAUUUUCUUAGAGUUGGUAAAGCUGAGUGGUGUAAGAACACAUGAAGCCAAGAUAAGCAUACUUAACGAUGUUAGCGGCAACAUUAACCCUGGAAGGUUAACACUGCUGCUUGGUCCUCCUGGAUGUGGAAAAACUACUCUGCUCAAGGCUUUGUCCGGAAACUUGGACAAGAAUCUAAAGAUUUCUGGUGAAAUCUCUUACAAUGGACACGGUCUAAACGAGUUUGUUCCUCAGAAGACAUCCGCUUACAUAAGCCAACACGAUCUGCACAUUGCGGAGAUGACUGUUAGGGAGACAAUAGACUUCUCAGCUCGUUGUCAAGGUGUUGGUAGUCGAACAGAUAUUAUGAUGGAGGUCAGUAAAAGAGAAAAGGAUGGUGGAAUCAUUCCUGACCCUGACGUAGAUGCUUACAUGAAGGCUAUAUCGGUUAAUGGACUUAAAAGAAGUCUACAAACAGAUUACAUCUUGAAGAUCCUAGGGCUUGACAUAUGUGCAGAAACAUUGGUUGGUAAUGCCAUGAAAAGAGGCAUAUCUGGUGGUCAAAAGAAGCGUCUUACUACAGGAGAGAUGAUCGUUGGUCCAACAAAAGCUCUGUUUAUGGAUGAAAUCACAAACGGCUUAGACAGCUCCACAGCGUUUCAGAUAGUUAAGUCACUUCAGCAGCUGGCUCACAUCACCGACGCAACUGUGUUUGUUUCCCUUCUUCAGCCUGCUCCAGAGUCAUAUGAUCUCUUUGACGAUAUUGUCUUGAUGGCUGAAGGAAAAAUAGUUUAUCAUGGUCCAAGAGGCGAGGUCUUGAGGUUCUUUGAAGAGUGUGGGUUUAGAUGCCCAGAGAGGAAAGGUGUUGCAGACUUUCUACAAGAGGUUAUAUCUAGGAAGGACCAAGGACAGUACUGGCUGCACCAGGACAUACCCUAUACCUUUCUCUCAGUAGACGCGUUGUCCAGGAGAUUCAAGGAGUUAGAGAUUGGGAGAAAGAUUGAGGAUGCUCUCUCUAAGCCCUAUGAUAAUUCAAAAACCCACAAGGAUGCUCUCUCUUUCAGUGACUAUUCUCUUCCAAAGUGGGAGCUGUUCAGAGCAUGCAUCUCAAGAGAGUUUCUAUUAAUGAAGAGAAACUCUUUCGUCUACCUCUUCAAGACGUUUCAGGUUACAUUCUUCGUUCCUUGUGUCUUCUUUCAAUGUUCUAGGGUUAGGUCUAAAGAAACCCUUCUUGCCCUUUAUGUUUUGCAGCUUGUUCUGUCAGCAAUCCUCACUAUGACAGUUUUUAUUAGAACACGUAUGGGUGUAGAUAUCAUUCAUGGAAACUCUUACAUGAGUUGUCUCUUUUUCGCAACCGUUGUGCUUUUGGUGGAUGGUUUGCCAGAGCUGUCUAUGACUGUUCAACGUCUUGCCGUGUUCUACAAGCAAAAGCAACUUUGUUUCUAUCCAGCUUGGGCUUAUGCAAUCCCUGCAACCGUGUUAAAGAUCCCUCUCUCUUUCUUCGAAUCUCUCGUUUGGACUUGCCUUACUUACUACGUCAUUGGAUACACUCCUGAAGUCUCUAGGUUCUUACGUCAGUUCAUGAUGCUCUUUGCUGUUCACUUCACAUCCAUAUCCAUAUUCCGAUGUAUAGCUGCAAUCUUUCAGACAGGAGUUGCUUCAAUGGCAGCUGGUAGUUUCGCCGUAUUAAUCACCUUUGUGUUCGCCGGUUUCGCCAUCCCAUACACUGAUAUGCCAGGGUGGCUGAAAUGGGGAUUCUGGGUGAAUCCUAUAGGUUACGCAGAGAUUGGGCUCUCUGUAAACGAGUUUCUUGCUCCGAGAUGGCAGCAAAUGCAACCAACGAAUGUUACAUUGGGGAGAACCAUACUUGAAAGCAGAGGACUGAACUAUGAUGAUUACAUGUACUGGGUCUCAUUAUGUGCCUUGCUGGGACAGACUCUCCUCUUCAAUACUAUUUUCACUCUAGCUUUGAGUUUCUUGAAAUCUCCCACUACAUCUCGCGCUAUGAUCUCCAAAGACAAGCUCUCUGAGCUGCAAGGAACAAAAGAUUCAUCACUCAAUAAGAACAAGAAGGCAAUAGAUUACACAGAAGAUUCAGGUGAAACAUAUAUGUCUUUCUUGUCAUACAAGCAAACUCUUUAUUCUCAGUUUAGCUUUAUUGACCUAAUUCAUUCAGCAGGGAAGAUGGCCUUACCUUUUAAGCCUCUCACCAUAACAUUUCAAGAUUUGAACUACUACGUUGACGUUCCUGCGGAGAUGAGAGUUCAAGGAUACAAUGAGAAGAAACUGCAGCUUCUCUCAGAUAUCACCGGAGCUUUCAGACCAGGCGUUCUAACAGCGUUGAUGGGGAUCAGUGGAGCCGGAAAAACAACUCUACUCGACGUUCUCGCCGGAAGAAAAACAAGCGGAUACAUCGAAGGAGAGAUCAGAAUCAACGGAUACUUUAAAGUCCAAAAAACCUUCGCAAGAGUCUCAGGCUACUGCGAGCAAACAGAUAUACACUCACCAAACAUCACCGUCGAGGAGUCUCUAAUCUACUCAGCUUGGCUCCGUCUAGUUCCAGAAAUAGAUCACAAAACCAAAAUAAGAUUCGUGAAGGAAGUUCUUGAGACGAUAGAGCUGGAGGAGAUCAAGGACGCGAUGGUGGGAGUCCCCGGCCAGAGCGGGCUGUCGACGGAGCAGAGGAAGAGGUUGACGGUGGCGGUGGAGUUGGUGGCGAAUCCUUCGAUCAUAUUCAUGGACGAGCCGACGACGGGGCUGGACGCAAGAGCAGCAGCCAUUGUGAUGAGAGCUGUGAAGAACGUUGCGGAGACUGGACGUACCAUUGUGUGCACUAUUCAUCAGCCUAGUAUCGAUAUUUUUGAAGCCUUCGACGAGUUGGUACUUCUGAAGAGAGGAGGUCGCAUGAUUUACACUGGACCACUUGGACAACAUUCUUCUCAUGUCAUACAGUAUUUUGAGAGUAUCUCUGGAGUUGCUAAGAUUAAAGACAACUACAAUCCAGCAACAUGGAUGCUAGAGGUCACUUCACAGUCUGUAGAGAUUGAACUCAACAUGGAUUUUGCAAAAAUCUACAAAGAAUCUGCUCUCUACAAGAGCAACUAUGAGCUUGCUCAGGAGCUGAGCAAACCGGAUCCCGGGUCAAGCGAUUUACAUUUCGAGAGAACUUUUGCGCAGAGCUGGUGGGAACAGUUCAAAUCUUGUCUAUGGAAGAUGAGCUUGUCUUACUGGAGAAGCCCUGCUUACAACUUGAUGCGAAUCUUUCACACUUUAGUCUCUUCUUUGAUCUUUGGUUUACUCUUCUGGAAGCAAGGUCAAAAGAUAGAUACUCAACAGAACUUGUUCACAGUUCUUGGAGCCAUCUAUGGCCUUGUGAUAUUCUUGGGGGUAAACAACUGCACUUCAGCUUUACAGUAUUUUGAGACAGAGCGUAACGUUAUGUACCGCGAAAGAUUCGCUGGAAUGUACUCUGCCUUUGCCUUUGCACUGGCUCAGGUUGUGACCGAGAUUCCUUACAUUUUCAUCCAAAGCGCAGAGUUUGUGAUCAUAAUAUAUCCUAUGAUGGGUUUAUACGGAUCUGCCUAUAAAGUCUUUUGGAGUCUCUACUCAAUGUUCUGCAACUUACUCUCCUUCAACUACUUAGCAUUGUUCCUCAUCUCCAUCACUCCAAACUUCAUGCUCGCAGCUAUUCUCCAGUCUCUUUUCUUCGUUGCUUUCAACCUUUUUGCUGGAUUCUUGAUUCCACUACCGCAAAUACCAAAGUGGUGGGUGUGGCUUUACUAUCUAACACCUCCCUCUUGGAGUCUCAAUGUGUUUUUCUCGUCUCAGUACGGUGAUAUUCAUCAAGAGAUCAAUGCAUUUGGAGAAACCACGACCGUGGCGAGAUUCUUAGAGGACUAUUUUGGAUUCCAUUAUGAUCGUUUGAUGACUUCAGCCAUUAUUCUCAUAGCGUUUCCAGUUGCAUUGGCUUCUAUGUUUGCUUUCUUUGUUGCCAAACUCAACUUUCAGAAACGAUGAUCCAUCACACACCAACCAAAGGUUUGAAACACCAAAGGGUAGUUUACAAAUUACUGUAUGGACAUGCACGUAUUCGUUGUCACACUAUUUGUAAACACUAAACAAAUGCAAAAUUUAUUUAUAAAAUCAUAAGAAAGUUGGAUAUA
This is a messenger RNA of Brassica napus (rape), 4768 nucleotides long. Its product is annotated as ABC transporter G family member 33. Lineage: Eukaryota; Viridiplantae; Streptophyta; Magnoliopsida; Brassicales; Brassicaceae. The coding region runs from base 213 to 4622 and encodes 1469 amino acids. Gene Ontology annotation, cellular component: membrane. The record is from RefSeq and is a predicted model, not a curated record. Gene Ontology annotation, molecular function: ATP hydrolysis activity; ABC-type transporter activity; ATP binding. The transcript has 20 exons.